This is a messenger RNA of Girardinichthys multiradiatus, 3012 nucleotides long. Its product is annotated as calpain-1 catalytic subunit-like. Gene Ontology annotation, molecular function: calcium-dependent cysteine-type endopeptidase activity; calcium ion binding. Gene Ontology annotation, cellular component: cytoplasm. Bases 147 to 2255 code for a protein of 702 amino acids. Lineage: Eukaryota; Metazoa; Chordata; Actinopteri; Cyprinodontiformes; Goodeidae. The record is from RefSeq and is a predicted model, not a curated record. The transcript has 22 exons. Gene Ontology annotation, biological process: proteolysis.
UGCAGCACCGCCCCUCCCGCCGGGCGGGGCUGAGUGCUGCAGUCAAGCAUCUUCAGCAGCAUCCGGUACCAGAAUCAGACUGCAGAACUCAGAGUGCAUACCGACACCGAGCCGAGUAGUAGCAGAACAGCAGGUUUGGGAUCAGGAUGUUUGGCGGUGUGUCUCAACGGAUCCAACAGGAUCGGGACCGAGCUGGAGGUUUAGGCUCGGUCCAGCAGGCGGUCCGGUACAUGAACCAGGACUUCCAGGCCUUGAAGGAGGAGUGCCUGCAAACCAAAACCCUGUUCCAGGACCCCAUGUUCCCAGCAGAACCCACCUCACUGGGCUUUAAAGAACUUGGACCUCUCAAUGCUAAGACCAGAGGAGUGGAGUGGAAGAGACCCACGGAGCUGUCAGCUAACCCUCAGUUCAUUGUGGGUGGAGCCACCAGGACAGACAUCUCUCAGGGGGUGCUGGGGGACUGCUGGCUGCUGGCUGCCAUCGGCUCACUGACUCUUAACCAACGGCUGCUCCACCGGGUGGUUCCUCAUGACCAGAACUUCAACCACCAGUAUGCUGGCAUCUUCCACUUCCAGUUCUGGCAGUUUGGGGAGUGGGUGGACGUGGUGAUCGAUGACCGGCUGCCAGUUAAAGAUGGAGAGCUGCUGUUUGUCCACUCAGCAGAAGGAAGCGAAUUCUGGAGUGCUCUACUGGAGAAAGCUUACGCUAAGUUGAAUGGAUCAUAUGAAGCUUUAUCUGGCGGCAGCACCACUGAAGGUUUUGAGGAUUUCACGGGUGGCGUGGCGGAGAUGUAUGAGCUGAAGAAAGCUCCCAGAGAUCUCUACCGGAUUAUCGGCAAAGCUCUGGAGAGAGGAUCAUUGUUGGGAUGCUCUAUAGAUAUCACCACUGCCUUUGACAUGGAGGCCAUCACCUUUAAGAAGCUGGUGAAAGGCCACGCCUACUCAGUGACCGGCCUCAGGCAGGUGGAGAUCCGUGGGCGGCAGGAGCGUCUGAUCCGGAUCAGGAACCCCUGGGGUCAGGUAGAGUGGACCGGAGCCUGGAGCGACAGCUCCUCAGAAUGGAACUACAUUGAUUCUGCAGAGAAGGAUGAGAUGCUGUGUAAGAUGGAGGAUGGGGAGUUCUGGAUGUCUUUCCAGGAGUUUCUGCGUCAGUUCUCACGUCUGGAGAUCUGCAACCUGACUCCAGAUGCACUGAGUCAGGACGCCACCAGCUUCUGGAACACCAAGAUGUAUGAGGGCAGCUGGAGGAAAGGAAGCACAGCCGGAGGCUGCAGGAACCACCCGAACACAUUCUGGAUCAACCCUCAGUAUAAGAUCUCUCUGCUAGAGGAGGAUGAUGACCCCGAGGAUGACGAGGCUGCCUGCAGCUUCCUGGUGGCACUGAUGCAGAAGGAUCGCCGUCGGUACCGCCGCCAUGGCCAGGACAUGCACACCAUCGGCUUUGCUAUCUAUGAGAUUCCUAAGGAGUUCCAAGGUUCUCCAGGUGUUCACAUGAAGAAGGAUUUCUUCCUGCGUCAGUCCUCGUGCGCUCGCUCUGAGACCUUCAUCAACCUGCGAGAAGUGAGCUCCAGGUUCCGUCUCCCGCCCGGAGAGUACCUGAUCGUCCCAUCUACGUUUGAACCCUUGAAGGAGGCAGACUUCAUCCUGAGGGUUUUUACUGAGAAACAGUCUGAGACAGAGGACAUGGAUGAUGUGAUGGUGGUAAACCUCGAUGAAGAGGACGAAAUCUCUGAGAGCGACAUUGACGACUCCUUUAGGUCCAUGUUUGCUCAGCUGUCCGGAGACGACAUGGAGAUCUCUGUGGGGGAGCUCAGAACCAUCCUCAACAGGGUUGUCUCCAAACACAGAGACCUGCAGACUGAUGGAUUUAGCAUGGAGUCUUGCAGGUCCAUGGUCAGCCUCAUGGAUAAAGACGGCAGCGCACGGCUUGGUCUGCUGGAGUUUCAGAUCCUCUGGAACAAGAUUAGGAAGUGGUUGGGAAUUUUCAGAGAGUUUGAUCUGGAUAAGUCCGGCUGCAUGAACUCCUACGAGAUGCGCCUGGCGUUUGAAAAUGGCGGAUUCAAACUGACCAACAAGCUGUAUCAGAUGCUGAUCGCUCGAUACGCUGACAACGAGAUCAUCGACUUCGACAACUUUACCUGUUGCCUGGUCAAACUGGAGACAAUGUUCAAGACCUUCCAGGGCCUGGACAGAGAUGGGACUGGAACUGUGGAGAUUAAUCUCAUCGAGUGGCUCUUUGUGACCAUGUGUGGCUGAAACUCAGAGCGCCCCCAAGAGGACGGAUGAGAGGAAAACAACCAGACUGAGAAGAUGCUGCUGCUCCACUGUGCUGCAAUACUACCACAAUACUCCAAUAUUAAUAUGAUAUUGAAAUGGAAAGUAGUACAAUAGUAAUGUGCCAGAGUGGAGCCUCAGUUUGAUUUGAACAUAUUUAUUGACAUUUAAUCAUAUUUACUAAUAUUUAUCUGUUAAUAUUCAUAAACUUCAUAAAAUGCAUGAAUCCAAACAGCUUGACCUAACCUCAGAAGACUCAGCAGGUCAGGUGAGAUGACUCAUCCAUACAGAGAGCAGGUGGGUCCACCUCAGAAAGUUCUGGUUCUGGCUUUCAGCUGCAGUCAGAGUUUCUGUCAGUAAAUUAAGAAAUGAACUCAUAAAUGACAUAAGCUUCAGAUGGUUUAUUUUAAAGUGGCUCCAUUUGAAAAAUAAAUGUGAUGAAUCUGUAGUAAUUGGAUGUUUUUGACUCUUAAACAGAGUUUAGACAAACUGCAGCCUGCAGACCUCCUGAUCUUCAUUACAUCUUCAUCUAUCAGCUGUCAGAGACUGGCUGCAGGAACAUCUUCAUUCAGCUCCUACUACUCUGCUGUACAACCAUCUACAGCACAUGAAUUGUAACCUCCUUCCUGCUGUACCACUCUGCACCGAUAGAUGGCGCUGUAACUUCUCUGUAUUCAUGUUCUCAUUGCCUGUGAGAACCAACUCUAGGUUCUUUGUUUUAAUAAAGUGAACCAGAUCA